Glarea lozoyensis ATCC 20868 is the source of this 1029-nucleotide messenger RNA. RefSeq lists its product as uncharacterized. Bases 1 to 1029 code for a protein of 342 amino acids. The record is from RefSeq and is a predicted model, not a curated record. Gene Ontology annotation, cellular component: endoplasmic reticulum membrane. Gene Ontology annotation, biological process: ceramide biosynthetic process; ceramide catabolic process. Lineage: Eukaryota; Fungi; Ascomycota; Leotiomycetes; Helotiales; Helotiaceae. The transcript has 8 exons.
AUGGAUUACUACAAAGGAAAUUUGGCAUCGAGCGAUUUCGCAGGCGUCGAUCACAAAAUGCCAUUUUCUUUUCCCUAUAGACAACAUGCAUAUUCGCCAUUUUGGCAAGCCCCAAAUUCGCAAGCAAACUUUUGUGAAGAGGACUACAUCAUUACGCCUUAUAUCGCCGAGUUCAUGAACACGUUGACUAAUUUGAUAUACCUAUUCUACGCAUAUCAUGGGAUAAAAAAUAACGCGAACCGGAAAGACGCAAUAUUAAGGAACCUGCCUUAUUUAGGCAUUGCCUGUGUUGGAAUUGGCUCUGGAGUUUUCCACAGCACGUUGAAAAACUACACACAAUGGGGUGAUGAUCUCUCGAUGCUUGUAGCGACAGCGACUGUUAUCCAUCGUGUGUUUACAUACGACAAAUCACUGAACUACACUGUGAUUCAUGGCCUAACUUUGUUUUCGGCAAUGACAGCCUUCAGCAUAUGGCAUUGCGUUACGGAUGAGCUGUUCAUGCAUUCCGUAGUAUUUGGUGUUAUGAUUGUUAUUGUUAGACAAAAAACCCGAUCAGUCAUCAAAGUACGGGUUACCGAUCCCGCCGUUCUAAAAGAUGUGCGGCUAUUGGCUGUUUUUGGAGCCAUCUUUUUUGCAAGUGGUUUCGCUAUCUGGAAUGUGGAUAUCAUGAUGUGUAACACAUUAACAGCAUGGAAGCGUACCAUAGGAUUGCCUUGGUCAUUCGUUCUUGAGCUCCAUGGCUGGUGGCAUAUUCUUACUGGUUUGGGUGCAUAUAUUUUCAUUGCACUAGUUGAGUAUCUCACCUCGGAGGAAGCAGGCCAGCCGCUCGGCUCUCGUUUUGCAUGGCCGGUUGGUUACCUUAUUUCUAGCAGCGGUAAAUCGUCUUCAUCCAAAAUCAACCAUAAGCAUGCAGGCAUAAACACGAACAAGGCUUUUGAGAAAGUAAAAGGAUCUAGUAGUGUCAAACACGCUAGUGGUAGUAACAAUGUUGCUGGUCUGUUUGGUGUGAAAGACCUCAAGACAGCGUAG